This is a messenger RNA of Trypanosoma grayi, 2460 nucleotides long. RefSeq lists its product as hypothetical. The record is from RefSeq and is a predicted model, not a curated record. The coding region runs from base 1 to 2460 and encodes 819 amino acids. The transcript has a single exon. NCBI's taxonomy places the organism in Eukaryota, Euglenozoa, Kinetoplastea, Trypanosomatida, Trypanosomatidae.
AUGUACGCCGAUGGGCCGGCGCAGGAGCGGAAGAAACUCAAGGAGGCGGAGCGGCUGAAGCACAAGGCAGCUCGGUCUCAGGAGAAGAACCUACACGCAUCUUUUUUGGCAAAUGAAACUGUACGUGCGGCGAGGGAAAUAAGUUCGUCGCCGCAUUUCUCUCCACUUCUAAAUCAGCCCGAUGUUUUUGCGGUCUUGACGGAUACGAGCGUGUCUGUGUCUGGCGGCGACGUGCAGCUGCCUGAUCUUACCGAGGAUUCUCUUAACGUACGUGGCAUGGUGCCCGUCCGUUCCAUCUCACCCUUCAUCGAGUGUGAGGUGUCAACAACGCCCCUCAUCGAAGUGAAGGUGUGCGGCACUACAGUGGAUAAUGGCGCAGCCGCGGCAGUGUCUGCAGCUGCAGCACAAGUAAGUGGCGGUCAAACUUCUUCGAGCUCCUCAUUAAUACUAUCGACAAAUUCUGUGGAGACUCUGGGAUUGCUGCUAGAGUGUGUGAGUGCCGUGGAUAACAAUGCAGACAGCUCAAUUAUCUUAGAGAGCGAAGAUAGGUUUGAUACCGAGUUACAACUUCCUGAGAAUGAAAGUUUUUCGAUUAGCAUGACUUCCGUCACAUCGGAGGAUCCACAGCUGCCGGAGCAGUGCCUCGAAGAGUUCAACACCGACUCGGACUUCGCCGUAGAGGAACGCACUCCACACAGCAGUGUUGGGGUGCCGCCAAUUCUUGGUAUCCCUCUCAGGGUCAAUGACUGCUCACUUCCGCAAGCUGUGAAGGAGACUGGUAAAAGCGCUCCGCCCCGGCCUCACGUUGAAGGGGAAAACGACGAGAAUAAACCUCGGCCGCAGAGCCGGGUUCUGCCUACUGUUCCUUUUCCUGUUACUACUACUUGCACUACUAGUACUGCCGCAGCUGUAGCUGCUGCUUCGAUUCCCGAGGCCACGGCUCUCGCUAAACCGUCCGCUAUGCUGGCGGCUCCAGCACCGGUAGCAGAGAAGAGCCGUACCGCACUCCGCUGCUAUGACCGCUACGUGGAGCAGGGGCAGGCGAAGAGGCUUCAGCGAGAGGAGGCGGAACAGCAGAUGCUUCGCAGGGAGGUGGAGGACACGCACUACACGCCGCAGUUGUCACGCUACGCGGAGCGAGCCGGCUCCCGCUCCAUUUCAAAGUACAUCGAGGACUCGAUGGAGUGGGAGCGGCGGCGGCGGGAGCGCGUGAAGUACGCCGCCGCGCGUCUCGAGGCGGAGGAGCGGAGGGAGCUGCAGGCGGUGGUGGCUGUCAACGCCGCCUCACGGCGCAUCGUGCGGGCGAUGGAGGCCCAGCAGAGGCGUAUCGGCGUGGUGGAGGACGCGGCCGCACGCUCGGCGCGGCGGCGGCAGCUACAGCAGAAGUAUGAGCUGCCAUUCAAACCGACCAUCACACACCCGGCGGUACCGCAGAAGAAUUCGGAGGGGGCAACGCCUCAAGCGAAGGGGAAGCCAUCUGCACGCGGCCUCUAUGAUCGCCUUAUGCGUUACCGCGAGGCGGGUGAGAAGAAGCUGGAGACACUCCGCCAGCAGGAGGCGCAGCAGCAGGUGCCGCAUCCGAUACCGAAGCGCACGUCGGCCGAGAUCAACGUCCACGUCAGCGCCAUGUGGGAGCGCGAAGAGCAGCGGCGCUUGCGGCUGCAGCGGCAGGCGGGGCAGAAACGCCGGGAGGAGGAGGAGGAGAAGGCGCGGACAAUGCAGCCGCGCAUUGACGCGCGAUCGGCGAAGCUUGCAGAGCGUUCCCGCCGGCGGAAACGUAUCGAAGCCGCGUCCCAUAGCCCUUCUUCUUCAUUCCCACUGCCGCAAGGACGAGAAGAGCAGCCGCAGCGCCAAGACGGUGAGGAAGAAGCGGUGGCGGCGCAUGGUGGGGAGAGCAGUCCUCACCCAAAGCCUCACACCGUGCCAACAAGCCGCAAGUUGGCGUUCUCUUCUUCCAAUUCUCGCAACGACAGUCGCAUGCGUGUGUCGUGCGGCCCGCGGCCCCCCACCGUUCCUGUCGUCUCGCCGGACUUCGAGGAGCGCAGCGCGCGGCUGCUGCAGAAGCGGCUGCAACGCGCCGAGUCGCUACGCCACGAGGUGGAGGAGGAGCUUGCGCGUGCCUGUACGUUCAAACCCCACACAAACCCCGCGUCGCGACGCAUGGCGGAAGCGCAUUACCGCAAGUGCGCAGCAAGCACCGGUGGGGCGGAGCCGUUGCGCCGGAAUCCGCAGACGCCGCCGUUUGACGCCCCUCACGCUACCAGCAGCGUUGAGGAUGACUUGAAAUGGGCAGACCACGUGCGGGGCACGAAGCGGACGGUGCGGCAGGCAGAGAGCUUCUCACACGUGUCUAGUGCUGAGCAGCAAGUGGACGACGCCGACAACAUGGCGGCGCAGAUUGAGAGCCUCGAGGCCGUGCUGGCGCAGUGGAAGCAGCUGGAGGCGGAGUAUCGUGUUUGA